This is a messenger RNA of Neolamprologus brichardi, 6464 nucleotides long. Lineage: Eukaryota; Metazoa; Chordata; Actinopteri; Cichliformes; Cichlidae. The record is from RefSeq and is a predicted model, not a curated record.
GUAAUGGAUUUCUGUGUUUGAUGGACAUUUCAGCUUUGAGUCAUUUAAUAGUUUUAACUUUUGAGGCGUAACCGUGACAGCAGAAACCCUAAUCCUUCAGGGACAUUUGUUCAGGGGGGGGUUGCUCUUAAAAUGAAAAGGAUAGCAGUGACGUGUUUCUCCUAAUACAUCCAACAAAUUCAUCACCUGCAUGUCAGAAAUGCUGCAGCAGUAACGGACUCUCAUUUGGAAAGAAUUUAAAACCCUUACUAGGGAUGUUUCAUGUUCAACACGGCUGUCUGGUUUUAAUAUAUUUAAUCAGUGAUGCAUAAUUUAUCUCUGUGUGGUGUUUCCAACAUGUUUUUACCGGCACGGUAUUUUACUUUGCAGUACAAGGAACGUCGAAUGUAUCAUCUUUUGAAACGGUUUGCUUUGAAGAGCGGGUUUAUUUUUAACAAGCUGUUAAAUAUUCAGGUAUUCACAGUUAUUAAAAAAAGCAGUGUUUUGUCAUGUGUCUUCCUCGGCUCCGUGUGAGCCGGUGGCGUUAUCGGUUUACAAACCAGUAGUGGGAAACCUUUUAGUGGCUUAACUUUGCAGCUUCCUUCCCGAAGUCUUGUCACUCGUCUUGCUUUCUAUCUGCAAGUUUACUUAAGGUGCACCAGAGGAGACGGAAGAAGGCAGCUGUUAAACAGAGACCAUGCUUACGUUUAAGACCGCACACAGACUCUUUAAUUGUCAUUUAAAUAAAUGGGCAUGUGCAUGUACCUGUGUUCUGCUUUUGCUUUUCUUUCUGAGCGUGAGAAUCUACUAACGAAGCUCCUCCUUUUCUUUCUACACCAAAUGUGGAUGCUUUCUCACACACACCUAUUUAAAGAUGAGUAAAGGUGUGUUCAUAUUUAAGCUUGAAAACAAAAUGAAAUUUGUAGUAGCUUUAAAAAAACAACAACUUUAAAACAAUAUUUUCUUUAUUUUUAGUCUCUUUUCAAAACUCUCCAGGUCACCUUACAUUAGUGUAAUUUAGAAGCAUAUACAUAAUUAAAUAAAAUAAAAGCACAAAAUCUUAGUCUGAUAAGAUUAUAGCAUACAUAGCAUAUGCAUUUAAACAGAUAUACAACCACAAAAUCUCCUAAUCUAUUGUAAAUCUGCUCCACUACAGUUGUAACAUGAUGUCUGGAAGUUAAAACAUUUCAGCUAAAAAAAAAACAACCUGCUACCAGCAAACCGGAAAUGAAGAGCAAGCUUACCAGGGCUGUGUGACAGGAGAAGUCUGGAAAAAGUGUCAGAAGUCACAGGAGUUCAUGGGUCAGAGAGGGCGCCUCAGCACCCAGCCGGCUCUGGACUACAGCGGGCAGGUAGAGGCGAUGGAGGAGGGUGACACAGAGGGGGAAGGGCCCAUGGUGGCCAGAGAGGGACCGAGUGGUCACGGCCACCCUACAGACUCCAGCGGCACCACCACCACCAACCUCCUGGCUUCUGUCAAAGAGCAGGAGCUUCAGUUCGAGCGGCUGACUCGGGAGCUGGAGGAGGAGCGGCAGAUCGUGGCUAGCCAGCUGGAGAGGUGCAUGCUGGGAGCCGAGUCACCAGAAGGAGACAGUAGCAGCUCAUCCGAGAAGUCGUUUGCAUGGAGAUCCGCAGGCGGAGAGUCUCAGGGCGGAGCCACAGAGGGGUCUGGAUGUCCUGGUCGUCACCUGGAAGCAGAGGAGGGACUCUUCCUGCCGGAGCCGGACCGAGCAUCCCUACAUGGCAGUGAGGGCUCAGGAGGUCACUCGGUCCAGAUGACCUCGUAUUCUGACAGCGGCUACCAGGACAGCAGCGUCAGUUACUACAGCAACCAGAACGUAGUGCGUUCGGAGCCCCGAGCAUCAAUAUCCAGAAGCCCAAGAGCAGAGGGUCAAGCUUCUGGGCAGGCCUCCAGCCGGGUGUUACGGAGGAUGGCCUCCCUCCCCUCCAGGAGCCAGUCUCCUGGCUGUGGCACCGCCGGCACAGUCUCACCUUCCCGCAUCUCCCUGCGAACAUCCCAAGGCAGCACGUAUGACUCGCCCAUCCUGUCUGAGCCCAAACCGCUGGCCGCUGUUUUCCCAGGCACUACCAUGCCGCCCUCCUGCCCAUCGCCGACCUCCCCGACUGAGGGCACCCAGGGUAGAGGGGGUGGUGCAGGUGGAAUUGGAGGAGGAGUGGGACUAGGAGGAGGCGAAAGAGGAGGAGUAGGAAGUGGAGGACGUCUGGGGUCCACCCUUUCCUUGAUCGAGGGGAGGGGUUCAAUGGGGUCACCGCUGCGCUCGGGAAUGACGGCUGUGCCGCAGCACUACGGCUCCACCCUCCCCAGGCAGAGCCAGCCGCUGGCGUAUGGCGCCGAUCCAUACGGCCUGUACCAGAGGAGCGCUCUGCCCCGCCCAGACAGCCUCAUAGGAAUGGGGACUCUCCCCCGGACCACAAGCCAUUGCAACACGCUGCCGUACCAAAGAAGCAGCUAUGGGCUGAGCUCUGCAGCUGUAUACGUCGACUCCUUCAGGGUUCCCGGCGAGCCCGUCUACUCACACAGGCACUCUGGACUGGUGGACCAGGUGGUCACCCGAACCCCGUCCAUCGAGAGCAUCCAUAAGGACCCCAGGGAGUUUGCUUGGCGUGACCCUGAGCUGCCCGAAGUCAUCCACAUGCUGCAGCAUCACUUCCCCUCUGUCCAAGCCAACGCCGCCGCCUACCUGCAGCACCUGUGCUAUGGAGACAACAGGGUCAAGGUGGAGGUUUGUCACCUGGGAGGGAUCCAGCACCUGGUGGACCUCCUGGAUCAUAAGGUGGCCGAGGUUCAGAAGAGCGCCUGCGGGGCCCUGAGGAACCUGGUGUACGGCAAGGCCACCGACGACAACAAGGUGACGCUGAGGAACUGCGGUGGCGUGCCUGCCCUGCUCCGCCUCUUCCGGAAAACAACUGACAAUGAAGUCCGUGAACUGGUCACCGGCGUCCUGUGGAACCUCUCCUCGUGCGACGCGGUGAAGAUGACCAUCAUCCGCGAUGCUCUGACCACACUGACCAACACAGUCGUCAUCCCCCACUCAGGCUGGAGCAGCGUUUCUCACCGCGACGAGCACAAAGUCAAGUUCCAGUCCUCCAUGCUGCUUCGCAACACCACCGGCUGCCUGAGAAACCUGAGCUCAGCAGGGGAAGAGGCGAGGAGUCAGCUGCGGUGCUGUGAAGGUCUGGUCGACUCGCUGCUCCACGUCCUCAGAGCCUGCGUCAACACCUCCGAUUACGACAGCAAGAUAGUGGAGAACAGCGUGUGCACCCUGAGGAACCUUUCGUACCGCCUGGAGAUGGAGAUGCCCUCCUCUCGUCUCCUCGGCAACCAGGAGCUGGACACCCUGCUGGGGUUCUCCUCCCCAGCCAAGGAGCUGGAUUACCUCUGCUGGGGCAAGAGGAGGCGUGGCAGGAAGAGAGGCGGCUGGCCCGACUCCAAGUGGGACGGCGUCGGGACAGUCCCGGGUUUCUCCCAGUCUCUGAGAGGAGCAGAGCUGCUGUGGCACCCGAUGGUGGUGAAGCCGUACCUCAACCUGCUGGCUGAAAGCUCCAACCCCGCCACCCUGGAGGGCGCUGCCGGGUCCCUGCAGAACCUCUCUGCAGGAAACUGGAAGUUCUCAGCCUACAUCCGAGCAGCGGUCCGUAAGGAGAAGGGCCUUCCCAUCCUGGUGGAGCUGCUGAGGAUGGACAACGACCGGGUGGUCUGCUCCGUCGCCACCGCUCUGCGUAACAUGGCAUUGGACAGCCGCAACAAGGAACUGAUAGGAAAGUACGCCAUGCGGGAUCUGGUGAACCGGUUGCCUGGCGGCAGUCCCACUGUGCUGUCAGACGACACGGUGGCAUCGGUCUGUUGCACGCUGCAUGAAGUCAUCAGCCGCAACAUGGAGAACGCCAAAGCUUUAGCCGACAGCGGAGGCAUAGAGAAACUGGUGGAUAUCAGCAAAGGUCGAGGGAAAGGAUAUUCGAUGAAGGUUGUGAAGGCAGCUGCUCAGGUGCUGAACACCCUGUGGCAGUACAGAGAGCUGAGGACCCUCUACAAACAGGAUGGCUGGAACUACACCCACUUUGUCACCCCCGUCUCCACUCUGGAGCGGGACCGAUACCGCUCUCAGCCGACCCUACCCACCAGCCCAAUGCAGAUGUCCCCCGUCAUUCAAUCAGGCGGUAGUGCAACAUCCUCGCCAGCGAUGCUCGGGAUAAGAAGACACAGUUCAAACUAUCAGAGGGCCCAGUCAUCUAUGCAACUCGACACAUAUUAUGGAGACAACAGUUUACACAAACGGCAGUACACAGGGUCAGAGAAGAAAACCCCAUAUUUCAUUGGGACCUAUUCCUCCCAGUCAGGAGAGGAUCUGAGAAGAUCCCAGCACCCAGAGCCAUUCUACGACGAACCCGACAGGAAGAACUUCAACAGCUACAGAAUGUACCUGUCGUCCCCACAAGGCUACGGCGAGGAGCACUUUGAGGACGAACCGGCCCACCUGACCCCGUCGUCUCCCGAUGGCUACGCCACCCAGUCGCUCCGAUUCAAAGCCAACACCAACUAUGUGGACUUCUACUCCACCACACGGAGGCCUUCAAACAGGGCGAACAAGUUCACCGGCUCCCCCGACUCGUGGGUGUAGAAAGAAAACAGACGCCAUGGACAUCAAGUCUUCACCACGUUGGCUGUCCGUUCCUGUGGGUGUAUGUGUGCGGGGAGUGCGUUGUGUGGCUGCGUGAAAGGUUGCGGAUGCAUGUGGAUAUGUAUGUGUGUGUCUGUACUGAAACUGUGCUGAAUGACCAGGGCUUGGUUUGCCACGUGCAGCUUUUGACUAAGACCGCACGAUAAUAAUACCCGAAAAAAAAUUAUCCCUUUAUUUUUGACUCCGAAGCUAAAAACAAACCACACAAACACAAAAAAGUCAAAGUUUUAUCAGAGGUUUAUUGCAUAACAUAAAGAAGCAGUGCUGUAUGAAAUUGUUUGCUAGUUUUAUGAGCUUCAGGCUGCAAAACUAGAAUAUUCUGAAAUAUUUCCACCAUGUUGUUUGGCCGUUGCGUACAACUUAUAAUUCCCACACACUUGGCUAGAGGCAUGAACAGUCUAAAAGAUGGACGUAGCCACCGUUACCUUACCCACCCCCCUCAGUGAAGUUCCUUCGAGCUGAGUGUCUUCCGGCUAAAUGUGACAAACGAGGAGUGGAUCUAACGCACCCACUCCCAUACCUUGCUUUAUCAGCCUUUCAUCCUUUUUGACACUAACAGGGACCACAAUUUGCAAAAUAAACACUAUGCUGUAUUCAGUAACACUUGAAAGUAGCGACUGAGACCAUGAACUCAAAUGUUUACUGAGGUUGCAUAGACUUCUACAAUCUACAGUAAGAGCCAGAAAUCCUUAGAGAAGAGUUUGUAUGCUUUAAAUCCCAGAAAGAUUAAAUCAGAUUAAACUGGGAACUCCCCAGUUAUCCAGGACUAUCUCAUAGAACCCCUAUCAAACUGUAAGUCCACAGAGUGGCAGUUCUUGUGUAUAUUUAAGACAAUUCUCUGAUAUAGCUAUGACCUUACUGAGACUCGGUGUGUUAACCAUGAUGUUAAAUUCUGGAAAUCAUCGCCAAGAGUGAACAACCAUCAAGGAUCAAAAGUAAGUCUUGUUGCUUUGAUUAUACUAAAUUGGAUUCUUUCUAAGGAAGAUUUUGCAUUUUAUUUGAUAGGGUUUUUUUUGUAAACAAGGAUCAGGAUGUGAAACAAAUUGUCUUGGGCUUUGCCAUUUCUGCCAGAAGCUAAGUCUACAGACUAGCUAAUGGGUUCCCAAGGCUUAGUCAAAAGGUGCUUUUUACACACAAAAAAAGAAAAAAACUUAGCCCUAACAUUGUUGUUUACUCGAGUGUUUGUUCACGUCAACUGAUUUCAUUUUUCUCUGCAGUAAAAGUGUGCAGUGUGUUGGCUUUAUAACAUAAAUAUCGUCCGCCAGCAUCAUCUUGAAUGCAAGAGAAAAAGAAACUUGCUGAAGCUGAGGAUCACACCUGGGACAAAUUCUAUUUACCAGUUAAAUAAAACCACUACUCCAAACAACAUAAAAGCUGCUCUAAAUAUUAUUUGACCUGGGUUUGGAGAUGAACAUCCUCACUCUCAUGAACCUUUAAAGACUCAGAGAACCGGGGUUAAACCUGUAACCCUCUGCUUUUCUGUAAUGUUGGCCAAAAGUGCAGUAUAUCAUAAAGUAUGUGAAAUAUGUGGAAAAACAAAAGUGAAAAUCUAUUUGUACAGAUAAAAAUGGUUUAACUGUCCUGUUACAUUGUUGUAUUCAAUAUGUAGAACUUUCUUAUGUGAUUGUGAGGAAGAUUUUUGUAUUAUUUAUCGAUUAUUUUUAUUAAUUUAAUUGUGACCUGACCAAAAUACCCAAUCUGUCUGUUCUGUCUAAAACUGAUAAUGAUGAUGUGUUACAGAGGGAAAUAAUAUGUAUAGGGAUUAAAGAUUAUAUCACGAUGAGA